Molecule: messenger RNA, 3375 nt
Organism: Ostreobium quekettii
Lineage: Eukaryota; Viridiplantae; Chlorophyta; Ulvophyceae; Bryopsidales; Ostreobiaceae
Source: the annotation of a GenBank genome assembly
AUGGCCGUGAAGACAAAGCCCGUAUUGUGGACUGUGGCGGUGUUUGUGGCAUUGGCGACUCCCUGCCUCUUGGUCACAGGGAAACCCAACAACACCAUUGCCACCCCUUUGCGGACGGGAAUCAACGACACGCUGAAGUUGACGUUUUACACCGGGAAUGGAACAUGCAUUGCUUGGGGCCAUCAGUGCAGAUAUGGCAUGCCUCUCAGCACUGUCAAGUGUGAGCCUGGGCAGGGAAGCAUGGAAUAUGAAAAAGACGCCAUCCCCACUGUUUCGGCAAUGUCAGCAUUGGGCCAAUGCCCAUGUACUGUCCAAGAGGAAGGGCCAAAAGAGCGGCAAACAAUGGAAGUCGACCGAGUGUUGGCGAUGCAGAACGCACAUAGGCACAGCAGUGAACGUUGUGGAGUGGUGACAGCUGUCUGUCUCACAGCAGCACAGGCGUUGCUUGCACGCUUUUCGGCCAAAUCCAGGGAGGGAACGAAUGUAAUGCUUCGAGUGUCAACGGCGAUGAAUGUGUGUCUUCUGGCGAUGGUCUUGCUAGUUAGUGAAUUGGCAACAUUGAUUCUGUGUCUGCAUUCAUGGUUUGGUGGUGCUUCAUCUGGGGUUUCGCUGGCAGCAGUCGUGAUGAUAGGGCAUACUUUGCCUGUGCUUUUCAAGGCAUGUGCGACAAGGCAUUUCCGCAUCACAAGGGCGACCAUAUUGUCAGCAGCGACGCGGCAAUUUGGAGCAGCCAUCUUCCCUCUGUUGUCCAAUGAAUGGGCACUGAAAGCCGUUUUGGCUGAGUACAAAACCACGAGCCAAGCCAAGACGGUGUCUGGGCCACCCAGGCAGGUCCAUCGUUGGGAUCCAAUCCUGGAGCCAAAGCGCCUCUUAGUUGCUGUGUACAGUCUGGUGACAAAUGACAUUCCAGAACUGUUGCAGCUUGUGAUGGAAGAUGUGAGGAGCAGCGGACAGAUCCACAGCAUCUGGUCCUGGAUUCAGCCCUGGAAAAUAGCUGCUGUGUUGAGGAAAAGAUACAAGAGGCGGAUGAGGAUAUGGAGGCAUUCGGAUUGGCACCCAUCGAACGUGAGGUCAAGACAUGGGCUGUCAAGCACAUGGUGGAUGCUUCGCAGGAUCGAGGGAAAACAGUGUGACAACAACCUCAAUGACAGUAUUGAGAAGAGCUUGCUGUUUGCUCCAUUCGAUUGCCAAGUGCCAAGCUGGCAGUUAUCUGGCCUAACCGUGAGGACACCGACUUGGCUGACACAAGAAAGCUACAUAUCAGACUACUGGGGAAUGGUUAUGAGGGAAUUGGCAGGAAAGGAGACAUUCAUCAAGGACCUGAAGGACGGUUCAAAGGACUGGGCGGGUUUGACAGAUGGUGGAAGUAAUUGGGAUCUGGAGGACCCUGCAGAUGUGUCUGAGGAAGAGGCGGGAUUAAUAUGGAGGGAACUGCAGGUCAGGCAUGACAUCAAGUCAAUCGUUGAAAGGGUGAGCAACUGUGUCCGGCUAUGGAACCCCGCAACCUUCAUCUCAAAGGCUGCAGUGCAUGGGGCAAUGAAAACCACAGGUGCGUUGUGUGCCCUGUCGAUGUCCCAGGCACUGUUCGAUCAUCUCAUGGAUGCAAUGGACGGAGCUGACUCCGACCCCGAUUACACCGAUGCAUUCAUUUGGAUGAACGCCCUUUCACUGAUCCCCGCAAGGCUGCACAUGAAGAGCUGUGCAGGAUCAGGUUUGGUCAGGGAGCACUUCAUGUCUGCAAGAGGUAGGAAUUUGUACAGGAAGUGGCUGAGGGAAGUGAACGACAGGCCCACAACCUACCGGACACAGAGGGCAGUCUCUAUCAUGCAGUCCACCUUGGCAGGAGGCCCAGAAUGGAAGGAGGGUGUUGGGGAUGAGCUGUCCAACCUGAGCUUGGAAUGGUGGGGCCGAAGGUCGUUGCAGGUUGAGAGGGAAGGCGUGGGGGAGAAUGGAAUACUGGAACAGAUUAUAUUGCUGACCGCCAUGGACGUGGUCGGAGAGGCGCUGGAAUCUGCAGUGAGGAAACGGACUGGCACAGGUGCAACGUAUCAGCUCGGCAGUGGGGCGCUGCUGGCGGCGCAGAUGAAACAAGCAUAUGCCCUCCUAUACCUCAACAUGGACCUUCCGUCAAGCAUGAGUGCCAUUGACCUCACCCUGAUCCUGUACCACAUUCUCUUCCUGGUGGUGCACGUUGAUGAGGAGUUCGACACACCGAAUGCGAUUACAAACAGGAGAACGUACAAAAGCGACAGUGGCACAAGGGACGAAGUGGCUGCCAGUGUCUUCCUCAAAGAGGCAAGGAAUUGGCUGAAGGUGCCAUGUCCAAUUCCUGUGUGGACAGAGAGCCCAGGAGAGUGGCGGCCAUGGAGACUCUACAGAUCGCCGCUAGAUGAGAUUGCUGCUGUGUAUAAGAUCCCCAACCCUGGUGUUGUGUCCCUCUGGGAGCCCUACAAACUACCAGGCAUGCAUUGUGACACACUGUUGGGCUUUCUUGACCAUGUGCAGCAGCAAAGAAGCUGCAGAGGCGGGGAGGCACCUGACAGCGGCAGAGGCCGGGCUGGUGAGUGCGCGGCAGACAGGAAAAGCGUGCGUGAGUUGUGGAGGGAGGCUGGAAGACGACGCGGGGAGCCAGAGCAGACGAAGGUGACGUUGAAAGUCAAGGUGCGAAACGCAUUUUCAACCAGCACGUCGUGCACAGUGCCAGACACAUUCCCGGCCACAAGGGACACAUAUCGUUCGUACGCCCACCUGUCGUACGAGAUAUUGACUAAUUCUGUGAUGCAAAGAGAAGUUAAAGCGGCCAACGCUGCUGAAGGUGAGGCAGAGAAGUCGUUGGUAAUCCCGUCGCAACAUGAGCUGGAGGUCAUGAAGGGUCAGAGUCUGAUUCCUGGUGAAGAAGGAUGGAAGCGGAGGUCGCUCGAGGAGAGUCUCCUCAAACUCGGCGAAGUAGGGCUGGGCAAUGAGGCUCUGGAACGCGAUGAUGCACAAAAAUCGAUCGAAACAAUGGUCAAAUUCCUGGAGUCUUCUGGUGUGUCGUUGUACCUUGUCGCGGAGAGUAUUGUGGGGAAUUUUCUUGAGUUUUCGGGAAGCAAAUCUUGGGCAGGGAAGAAGGCGGGGGAGGAUUCCAACAACUAUGAGCAGGUGGCGCAAUUAGAGUUGAGGAUAGCGAAUCACACUUCGCUUCGAGACUGGGCCAGAGACUUAUCUUUCAGAACUGGGUUCGAGAGAAAGCAGGCAAGGAUGGAAAUGACAGGGGCGGUGCUGAAUGCAAGCCAAGGAAUUACCCUGGAUAACAUUUCGAAAGGCUGCAAAUUUUCGCUCACGGCCGAUUGUCACACAGGCGGGUGGCGAACGACAGGAUGGAAGUACGAAUAG